Messenger RNA from Ictalurus punctatus (channel catfish), 3192 nucleotides. It is a transcript of the gene antkmt, whose product is annotated as adenine nucleotide translocase lysine methyltransferase. Gene Ontology annotation, cellular component: mitochondrion. The record is from RefSeq and is a predicted model, not a curated record. Gene Ontology annotation, biological process: positive regulation of proton-transporting ATP synthase activity, rotational mechanism; peptidyl-lysine trimethylation; regulation of mitochondrial ATP synthesis coupled proton transport. Gene Ontology annotation, molecular function: protein-lysine N-methyltransferase activity. The transcript has 6 exons. Lineage: Eukaryota; Metazoa; Chordata; Actinopteri; Siluriformes; Ictaluridae. The coding region runs from base 1677 to 2345 and encodes 222 amino acids.
AUUGCUGUAAGUGAGCUAGCCCUCUCAGGCAAACUCUUACAUUCUUAAGGUUUGCUCUAUUGAACCUAUAAGUUAUAUGAGUAAUUGAAUGUCUAGAGAUUUGGCACACAUUUUGAACCUUUUCUGUCUGUGCACGAGAAUGCAUAUUCACUUGAUUUUCAUAGAUGGUUAAAUUGAUUAAAACUUUGAAAGUUAUAGAAGGUGUAAAAAGAACAAAAAAUAUGGGGAAAACAUGUAGCAAAACACAUCCUGUGACACAUGCUAUGGUCUGGUUUCCCAAACCAGUCCCAGACCCAUCCAAAACAAAAGAGCUAGAACUUCUUUUCUCACUCACCAUCUUCCACUGACCUUGAACCGAGUCUUUAAUGUAGAAGUAGUUGGAGAGACAAAACACUGGACUCAAAGCUCCAGAAUGCAAUGUAUGAUAUACUCGUGCUUGAGUUAAAACUGCCUGGAAAGUUAGUGAUUCAUGAGACGACAGCCACAGUGCUGUCGAUGGGGGUAUUAACAUGAACAUUAAAGCUUUGGAAACUUAACUGUUUAGGUGAGGAGGUGAGGGAACUGGACAGACUAAAGGACUAAAGCGCUGCUGCAUUGCUUUCUUUAGGUAGAGGUGAAGCAAGGGCUAAAUCCCACUGGCACUGGUACCAAUGGGUAGUCCAGUGGCAUAAUGUAGGAAACCUGUUGAUCAUAGAAGUUUAGAUUUAAAAAAAAUAAAUAAAAAUCAGGUAAGAAUUUCAGAGCAAAAUAAAACUUGGCUGCCAUUGAAGAUCCAUCCAUACAUGAAUCCAUCCAUUUUCUUCGGUUAUUCUUCAUCAGUCUAAGCAGAGAUGCUCAGACCUCCCCUUCCCUAGCCACCUCCUCCAUGUGGAUGCUUCCAGGCCAGUCAAGAGAUAUAAUCACUCCAUCUAGUCCUUGGUCUGUCUCUAUCUCUGAAUUCUCCCUGUUGAACAUGCCUAAAACAUCUCAUCAGGGAGAUGUCAGGAUACUGAUGCCUAGACAGAUGCCUGAACCACCUCAACUGGCUCCUUUCAAAGCAGAGGAGUCCUGACUCUACUUUGAGCUCUCCCCGAAUGUCCGAGCUCUUCACCCUAUCUGAAAGGCUGAGCCUAGCCACCCUAAAAAGGAAGCUCGUUUUCGACGCUUGUAUCUGCAACCUCAUUCUAUCGGUCACUACCCAAAGCUCAUGAUGACAGGUGAGGGUUGGGACGGUUCAAUCAAUAGCUUUGACUCUGGCUCAACUCUCUCUUCACCACUGAAGAUCAGAUGUUAAUAAUGAACGUUAAUAUGCACAGUAUUGGGUGGAUUUUUCCUUUAGGUGCUUUAAUUAAAUCAUGGUUUCUCAGCUCUGAAGGGUUUCAAGUAUUCCCUGCUUCCAAAAAAAAAAAAACAGACUUAUUGAGAAUUUGACAAUUACUUCAUGAGCUGAAUUGUUUGUGUUAGGAGCAGGAGAAAUGUCAAAUGUCUCUUGCCAUUGCCAGAAGUGUCAUAAUCUCAGUUUGUACAUGAUCGUGUCUUAUUUCAGAGUUGUAUGUCAGUAUACAGUUAACUUUAGGAGACCAUUUUCUAGGCACAGAAUCACAACACUUUACUGAAAAAGAUUUUCUAGGGACAAUUCCUGCGACACUGCAAUUCUGUCUGGGUGGAAGCUUAAUGUCUACACUAAAGGCAUUUAUAUGAAUAGCAUGGAGGAUGAAACUCAGGAAGAAAUUCUUGGCCAAUUUAAAGAGAAGCGGCUUGGGGGAUGGGGUCUGUUACAGGUGACAGUGGGGACAGGACUGGCGGUCUAUGCCAUGUGGGCAGGGAUUCUGAUGCCUGGGUUUCGCAGAGUGCCUCUGAAACUACAGGUGCCUUAUAUACCAGCCAGUAAACGACAAGUGUGUAACGUUAUGACUCUGCUGAAGGGCCGCUCUGGAAGUCUUGCUGACUUGGGCUCGGGAGACGGUAGGAUUGUCUUAGAAGCGAGCCAACUGGGUUUCUCUCCUGCUGUAGGCUAUGAGUUGAACCCGUGGCUCCUCCGGCUGGCUAGAUUUCAUGCUUGGAAAACUGGCCAUUAUGGGAAGGUCUCUUACCGUAGGGAAGACCUGUGGAAGGUCAAUCUUUCGGGCUAUGAGAACAUCACAGUGUUCUUGGCGCCAAGUGUGCUCACACUUUUGCAAAAGAAGUUACUAGCCGAGCUCCCUGAAGAUGCCAUGAUUGUUGCUGGACGCUUUCCCUUCCCUGAUUGGACGCCAUGCAGGAUCGAAGGGGACGGUGUGGACAGAGCCUGGGCCUACCACAUACAAGCUCUCAGAAAACACCAUCUGUCAUCAAAGGACAGCAAGUCAACUGAGCAAACCAGCUGAAUCAGGAGUCAUGUGACUGUUUAAAAACAAAAAAGGGACUCUCCAACCCUACUCUUUUAUUGCUCUUUUAGUGAUUUUAUGAUGGUUUUACUAGACAGUUUUAUUUCUGCUAAAAGGGCGUGUUGUAUACUGAUGUAACUUUCACUAUUGCAUACUGUUCACACAUGCUUGUAGCACCACUGUUGAGAGUUUAAGAUGAUCCAGGAUACCAGACACAAUUGUUGCUCUUCUGGUCAUGUGACUUGGUGGUUGGUGGUAUCUACAUCCACACUCAAUGUCCGGUUUAUUAUUUACUACUAAAUUAUGCUAGUGCCUGCUUCCCUAUUUAGCAGUACCACACACUAAAAUGUCACUUCCUGUCAGUGUCUACCCUUUGCAAGUAACAUCUGGCCAGCAUUAGUAUUAUGGUGGUCAGUGGCCACUGUUGCUUGGUGUACAGGGGGACUAACAAAUGGUAGAUCUCGAGAGAUGCUAUAGAGAGGCUAUAUUCAGUGUACACAAAUAUAAAGCUGUGCUGCAUAAAAUGACCAGUGAAUGUAUGUAGAGGUGCAUAUAGUAUACAAGUCUAAUUUCCAGUAUUUAGUUAACAGUAAGUAUAUAAUACAUAUGUGUCAUCAUACAAACAGGGACACAGUACUUAGGUAUCUCAAGCAGAUUGACUGAUAAACCUUGUUUACCGGAAGUGUUCCUUUUAUGUGAUGUGUAGAAACCCCAGAUCUGCAUUUUUCAAAAUCACUCUUUGUCUGAGUGUGUGAGGUCUUUUUGAAGCACCCAGGUUACUUCCUGUUUCUCUAUGUAACCUAAUUGAUUUCACACAUGCUUAAAAAAAAUAAAUGAAUGUAUUUGA